Brienomyrus brachyistius is the source of this 1525-nucleotide messenger RNA. RefSeq names its product BCL2 associated athanogene 2 (gene bag2). Bases 58 to 684 code for a protein of 208 amino acids. Gene Ontology annotation, molecular function: adenyl-nucleotide exchange factor activity; protein-folding chaperone binding. Gene Ontology annotation, biological process: protein stabilization. NCBI's taxonomy places the organism in Eukaryota, Metazoa, Chordata, Actinopteri, Osteoglossiformes, Mormyridae. The record is from RefSeq and is a predicted model, not a curated record. The transcript has 3 exons.
CGGCUGACAGGGCGCUAUAUCUGCGGCUCUCCGGGACCCGGGGCGCACUGAUCGGCUAUGGCUCAAGCUAAAAUACACGCCAAAACCCAGGAAGCCGCUAAAGGCAGCAGGUUCAACCGGACCCUCUCCAUGGCGGACCGGUCCGGACGGCUGCUGGAGACCUUGGAUCAGCUGGAAGUCAGGGUGGAGGCUUUACGGGAGGCGGCCGCCGCCGUAGAGCAAGAGAAGGAGAGCUUGCUGGAGCUGAUCCAGUCGGUGCAGAACAGCCAGGAGAUGCGCGCCAUCAGCGACGGGGAAAGAGAGGAACUAAGUUUAACAGCAGACCGCCUGCUUAGCAGGACCUUCACAGUAGAAGUUUCAGUGGAAACUGUGAGAAGCGUUGAGCAGGCAGAUGCUCUGAAGAAGGCUACCUCCAUCAUAGAUGACAUAGCUGCCAAGGUACUUGAUGACAUGGAUGGUUCCAGAAGGCAACUAAUGGCCCUGCAUGCCGCUUGUGUGACAGAGGAGCCCCCCGUCCCCAUUGACCAGAAGUUUCAGAGCAUUGUCAUCAGCUGCGCUCUGGAGGACCAGAAGAAGAUCAAGAGGAGGCUGGACACUUUGAUCCGGAAACUCGAUAAUGCGGGGAAAACCAUCCGGAUCAUGGAUCACCAGAAAACGGAGACUAGAGGCACCAACGGCAAAUGAAACUGCAGCUCUGAGCUCUGGGUGUCCUGCUGUCCUGCUCGUCACACACUAUUCCACCAGAUUGAGGAUAUGCGCUGUAUAUUUGUACCUAAAAUCAAAGACCAAAUACUUGAAUAUAAGCUGUGAAGAUGUUAAUCUGUUCAGAAUCACCUUUUUAUAAUGUGACUGUCAUAACCAAAACCAGAGGCAAUGUGUUGCUGGUUCCAGUCCCCGACCAGCAAGGCACCACUGAGGUACCCUGAGCACAGUGCCGCCCCCCAGCACUGCUCCCCGGGCGCUGAAUUAGCUGCCCCCUGCUAUGUCACAUAUGGGUUAAAUGCAGAGGACACAUUUCAUUGUUGUGCACUGUGUGCUGUGGUGUGUCAACAAUGACCACUGAUCACCUAAUUCCAAACUAUAGAUCUCUUCGUUUAGUUUGAUGGCGGACAGCUCAUUUAAAUGCUACCCUACACAGCCUAUUCUCAGGUUUAAACAUGGACACAGUAUAGAUUUGCCAUAAAAAAUCAACUUGCUCAUUAACUUAUUGUUACGACCCGGGCUAUGCAUCCUUGGCAUCGCACCGCAGGGCGGAAUUUCCCGGAAAGGUGCGCCGUGAUCCGCUCUGCUCCCAGGGCAUCCCACUUAAUUAGAGAGCAGGUGUUAAUGGGAAAGGCUCAAACUAUAGAGCGUCAAUGAAAUACUUUCCUUUGAAUUGGAAUGGGGGGGGGGAUCAUCUGUUUGUAUUUAUAUGAACUAAAUACCACACAUUAGAGCAGCUGCACCUGAAAACACUGCCCCUUUUCCAGAGUUAUGUGUGUUUGUUUUAGCACAUAAUUCCAGAAAUAAAUGUAUAAUGUAAAGU